This is a messenger RNA of Poecile atricapillus (Black-capped chickadee), 3074 nucleotides long. It is a transcript of the gene TUSC2, whose product is annotated as tumor suppressor 2, mitochondrial calcium regulator. Gene Ontology annotation, biological process: regulation of mitochondrial membrane potential; inflammatory response. The coding region runs from base 113 to 451 and encodes 112 amino acids. The transcript is spliced from 3 exons. Lineage: Eukaryota; Metazoa; Chordata; Aves; Passeriformes; Paridae. The record is from RefSeq and is a predicted model, not a curated record. Gene Ontology annotation, cellular component: mitochondrion.
GUGGCGCGGGCGGCGGCGCAGGCGGCGCUCGGUCGGUGUCGCCGGGCGGCUCCGGGCCGCCCCCGUCCCUUUCCCCCCCCCCAGCCCCGCUCCCGCCGCCGCCGCCCCCGCCAUGGGCGCCAGCGGCUCCAAGUCGCGGGGGCUGUGGCCCUUCGCCACCCCGGCGGCGGGCGGCGGCGGCCCCGAGGGCCCCGGCGGGCAACAGGCCCUGGCCCGGGCGCGGGCCGCGCGCGCCGCCACCCCGUUCGUGUUCACACGCCGCGGCUCCAUGUAUUACGAUGAGGACGGGGAUCUUGCUCACGAGUUCUACGAGGAGACAAUCGUCACCAAGAACGGGAGGAAGCGCGCCAAGCUGAAGAGGAUCCACAAGAACCUGAUACCUCAGGGCAUAGUGAAACUAGAGCAUCCUCGCAUUCACGUGGAUUUCCCAGUGAUUAUCUGCGAGGUGUGAGUCCCAGACAUCGCUGCCUGCGGGGGAAGGCCCUGCCCCACCGCCCCCAGCCUCGCCGGGCCAGGCUGCAUCGUGUUCCCACCGAGGAGGACUCCAGGAAUGUGGCGGGACAGUGGCUCUCCCCUCACCUGGAGGUGAGGCAGGAUGGAGCAGGCCCUCGCAGGAGAUGGGUGACUCUGUGCAACGACUGCUUAAAAAACAUCCUCGCUUGAGUCAGAAGACUAAAAUACCUUUUGUAGCCUCUAGCCGACGUUUGAUGGGUAACUGGAACUGCAAACAAGCUGCUGUGAUUGAGCUGUGAAAGGGAGAGCAAGCCUGCACUUCUCACCAGAGAGAAUCCCCUGCUUCUCAGGUAUGCGGCCCAGGGAGAGCCAGGGCACAGUAAUGCCCUGCCCUGCACCCCGAAGUCCCUGGGGCCCGCAGGUUAGAUGGCCAGUGUUGCAGCAUGUCCCUUUGACACCGGUAUGAUGUGACACUCCCCUGUGUGGGUUUGUUGCUGGAGGAUAAACAGGGCAGGCUGGGGGGUCUCAAAGCACAUCAGGCUGGCUGCUGCUCUCCUCUUGGAAAGGGGAUGGAGAUCAGAUGCCUUUCUCUUAGGCCUCGGUCUCUUCCCCCACUUCUUGGAAAACUGCAUUUCCCUGCUUAUGCCAGCACUGGGGAGGUUGGCUUUGCUGCUGCCUGCUGGAGAUCUCUGCAGUCCCUGGCCACUGCUGGUGGCAGUAAGGUCCCAGCUCUGCAGCAGACUUUCCUCCUCCGUUGUCACGCUGGCUCCUGCUGAGCACCAUCCCUCGCCUGCCGUGGGGCUGGGCUGCCGGGCAGCUUCCUCACCCCCGCUGCUGUUUGAACAGAUACCUCCCUGUAGGCUGGGCCUCAACUGAGCCAAGCAGGAAAGGAAUCCUCUCUUCCUUCCCUGUGCCCCCAAAACAAUCAAUCAGCGUACCUGCCCCGGCUUGGAAAUCUCCCUGGCGAUGUGAACUGUGGUUCCUCCCGCAUCCCAGCUGGUGGCAGGAGGAGAAAUGUGAUGCACUUUAAAGGGAGGCUUUCUGCCCCGCCUCGGAAGGUCCUGCUCUUUUCUCCUCUUUCCUCCCACCUGAGAAUGUCGAGGUCUUGGCGGCACUGAAGAGCCUCUCACCCCUGUGUGUGUCCAGCUGCUGGGGGAAAGGCCUGACCCCAAAUGCCCCUUGGCAGCAUGAGGAGCUGCUGCCUCCCCACUCGGCUGUGCCCGGACCGGGCAGGCAGAGGAGGACCGGCAGCAGGCACAGCUUUAAAGUGGGUCAGAGCCUACUCCCCACAGCAGCCAGCUCGGCUUUCCUCCUCUUUCCUUCCAGAACUUAUUUACUUUCUAAGCACUUCAGAUGUUUGCUACCUCGAUUUUUAAUUUAAGCUGCUGGCACUUGGCUGCCAGCCCUGUCGGUGUCUAAGUUGGAUGUAUCCAUCCCCGCGUCCGCCGAGAGCCGCCUGGGCGCGGGGCCACAUUCCCGGCUUCAGGGAGAUAACAGCGAUGUGGCUGUUGCUGUCUUCCUGUCACCACCUCUUCCCUUCACGUCCCUCCACCUGCAGUUCCCAUCGACAGGAGCGAGCACACAGGGUGAAAUGGAUGUGCUGGUUGCCACCAGGCAUGGAAGUGGCAGGGCAGGGCUCGUCUACACUGUGAUGCUGGGCACUUCUUUCGUCAUCUUUUGUUCUGCUUGCUUGAAAGAGUCUUGUCUUAAAACAAUCCGUCACUGAAGUGUUUCUUAUUUGCACCACCUGCUCUUGAGUUUCUCCCUGGCUGGAGCUCCGUGGGAAGGGCACCCCUUGGGCUCCACAGGAGAGCAGGAGCUGCUGUCCCAGGAAGAGGAGAGAAAACCAUGGCCACACUGUCGGUGCUGCCUUGCCCCAGGUCUGUUUGAAGGCAGGGGAAGCUGCACUGACCCCGCCUUGGGCAUGGAGGAAAGAGGAGGAGGAGGAGGAGUGGGGAGGGGGUUUGGUGCUGUUUGCCUGCCCCAGUGGGGAGCCCCUCACCUGGCUACCAGCCAAAAAUCUGCUGGCAAGGCACAGCCCGAACCUGGGGGAGGGGGCAGAGACUGUGAUCAGCUUAGCAAGGAUGCUUUUGUCCUUUCUGACAGGCUGCCCAUCCUUCCCCCAGCGUAUUAAACAUGCUCCCCUAAAACCCAUGCCUUCUCCCACCCUUCUACCCCCUCAGUGUCACCAGAGUGGCAGCGAACCUCUGCAGGCUGCCAACAAGCUGCAUCUCCUGCCCUGCUUCUUCCCAGGCUGGUCCCCACAGCAGCCAGCCCCCAGGACCCCAGCAAUCCUGCAACAGCAGGGCCUUGGGAGCACCUGGAGGGAUCUUAAAAAUGUGAAGGUCACUGUAAAUAGUAUCUGUGUCCACUGUGGUGUUGGAGCAAGCAAAAAAAAAAAGUUUUCCUUUUGAUUUUUUUUUUUUUUACAAUUUCUGUGCAACAUUGUGCUUUCCUGUGUGGAUGUGUAGCAGAAUCGUACUCACAGACACUAGGCUCCUUGCUCCUCUAGGGUGUGGGUAGGACCCAUGGGUUUGGGAAAUGUACACUACUUACGGUCCUUCCUCCCAGUGCAUCUGUCCACUUUUGUUAAAUUUCAAUAAAAUUAUUUGUAGAGCUCA